GCCCGUCACUGACACAUCUCUCUCCCAGACUCCCACUCACAUCCCGUUCUCUCACAACGCACAACGGGACAGACAAGAAGACGGAGGUCCGUUACAGCCAACUGUUCUCUCCACAUUUUACAACAAAAAAAGUCGUAACCAUGGGGAAGGGAUGCAUCACGGCAACCAAGUACUUCCUGUUCCUCUUCAACCUCCUCUUCUUUGUCUUUGGAGCAUUGAUCAUGGGCUUUGGACUGUGGGUUCUCCUGGAUAACCAGAGCUUCAUCGCAGUGCUGCAGGAAUCCUCUACCACCCUGAAGGUAGUGUCCUACAUUUUCAUCAGUGUGGGGUCUCUCUCCAUGGCCAUGGGCUUCCUGGGCUGUAUAGGAGCCAUCUAUGAGAUACGCUGCCUGCUGGGCCUGUACUUCACCUGCCUCCUGCUCAUCCUCAUUGCCCAGGUAACCGCUGGGGUGCUCAUCUACAUUCAGAGAGACAGGCUGAAGCAUGAGAUGUCCAACAUCAUCAAGGGGAUGUUGGUCAACUACACUGGUCAGAACAGGACCACAGAACACACCUGGGACUAUGUACAGAGGACGAUGAAGUGCUGUGGUUGGACUGGCCCAGGCAACUGGUCGGAGAAUGUAUGGAUCAGGAACAGUUCUGUCUCCAUGUACCCCUGCUCCUGUCGGAACGAAACCUUGCCCGGGACAGAUGUCAGGGAGACAGGGCUCUGUGAACACUUGUCCAACGACCUGCCGGUCUACGAAACGGGCUGCAUGCAUAGUGUGGAGGGCUGGUUUCUGGAGAACUGUGGAGUUAUUCUUGGAAUCUGUGUUGGAGUGGCAGUCAUUGAGCUUCUGGGAAUGAUCCUGUCUAUGUGCCUGUGUAAAAGUGUUGUCCAGGAGGACUACACCAAAGUACCCAAGUACUGACUAUGAAGACCUGAAGACAGGAAAAGCUAUACACCACACACAGCAUAGAAGCACAGACAUGCAGACACACACUCUGACAGUGAAACACAGACACGCAGCCACACACUCUGACAGUGAAACACAGACACAGUGUCCGGACACACACACACACACACACGCCCUCUCAAUCAAGCACAAGGUAUGGACCUGUAUCUUUUUGGACACACACAUUUUGCCUUAUCUUUCAUCAAAUGACUUGGUUUUAGAAGACACUCAUCUUUAGGUAUUAAUGAAUUCAACGGUGGGAUACAACGUAUCUGAUGGAGUGAGUGUGAACAAACACCCAUGUGAACCCAGGAUGUUCCUCAGUUCUCAUCUGUUAUUUUCUGUCUCUUCCUGAAGCGCUUAAUCGGGGUUGUUACGUAAUUAGUUAGCAAGCUAGCUUUGUUUGUGAGAGCACUUUAGGGACUUUUUGUGAGCUGUUGAUCAGUGAGACAGAGAGAGGACCUGGACCUGUGCUGAUCUAGGAUCAGGUAUCCCCUUUCCGUUCUUUGUCUAUUCAUUAUUAUCUAAAAGGCAACUGAUAGUAGAUCAGCACUCCUACUUUCUGAAGAUGGGCUUUGGGGAGGAGCUUGAGAUGCAACCCUAUGGAACACUGUGGAGGGGGUACUGCAGGAGGGGUAUCCCACAGCUGCUAUUUGUGGUGCUGGGGUGGGUUUUACUUUUUACUCCACUCUUUCAUCUGUCUCUCCACGGAGGUUUUAGUAUCUCCUGCCUUCAUCUGCCCUCCCUCUUUCUUACGGGUGUGUCUGGUCUGACUGGUCUCCGGGAAAACGAGUAGCUACCAAGAUGAAUUCAUAGAUUUCAUGAAGUAUAUUAUACACAGAGUGUGCAAAACCUUAGGAACACCUUCCUAAUAUUGAGUUGCACACCUUUUUUUGCCCUCAGAACAAGUCUCAAUUCGUCGGGGCAUGGACUCUGCAAGGUGUCGAAAGCGUUCCACAGGGAUGCUGGCCCAUGUUGACUCCAAUGCUUUCCACAGUUGUGUCAAGUUGGCUGCAUGUCCUUUGGGUGGUGGACCAUUCUGGAUACACACAGGAAACUGUUGAGCAUGAAAAACCCAGCAGCGUUGCAGUUUUUGACACACUUAAAUCGGUGCCCCUGACACCUACUAUCAUACCCCGUUCAAAGGCAAAUCUUUUGUCUUGCCCAUUCACCCUCUGAAUGGCACACAUAAACAAUCCAUGUCUCAAUUGUCUCAAGGCUUAAACAUGAUUCUUUAACCUGUCUCCUCCUCCCCUUCAUCUACACUGAUUCAAGUGGAUUUAGAGCAGGUGUUCCUAAUGUUUUGUACACUCAGUGUAUAUGUGUGUAUGAUAUAUUAUGCUUGUGUUUUACUUUCUUUUAUUAUUUUAUUUUCCUAAUUUCUUUGUCAUUUUUUAAAAUGUUUUUUUUUUUAACAAUUGGUCAUAUGACUUUAGUAAGGGACAAACGAGUGAUGGUUUGAGUCACUCUGAGCUUGGUCAGCAUUUUAUAUUGGAAAGAAAGCGAUCACCUCAGCCCGCCUGCUCUGUUUUUGUUUUAUUUUCAGAAUGCUAUUCUUUGUUUCCACUCUUAUUGUGUGCGCCCCAAAUUGCAACCGAUUCCCUAUAUAGUGCACUCUACUUUUGACCAAAGCCCUAUGUAUCCCCUAUGAGCACUGAUCAAAAGUGGUAUACUUUAUAGGAAAAAAGGCAUAAUUUGGCAUGCAGAUAUUGUCUCUUAUUAAUUACAGAGUCUGGCUGGCUGAUGUAGUAGCAUCACUGCUAUUAUCGCCACUAUUUCCUGUGGAAUAGGCAGAGAAAUUGGGUCCUGACUUUAUGUAGCUAUUGUAGUCAGAAUGAGACUGUUGGUGAAACUGUUGGUCCCCUUAGGUCUCUGGUCUUCAGCCCAAGAAUUCCACCACCAUGACUGUCAGCCCUUUAAGCGGUUGCUACAUUUCUCAUUUCAGCAUUACUUAUAUAACUACACAUUCAAAAACAGAUGUAUAAUUAUUUUAUUAAGUUGGCCGUUUUCGACACGAAGAGGAGAGUUUUUAUGAAAAUCCCUGUGAAGUCCUCUUUGUACUGCCAAAUUGAGACUUUAUAAUUGAACUUAUAUUGUGUUUUGAAAGUUUCUAUUUGACUCAAUAGAAACAUUCUAAAGUCAUGUAUGUAUUUGUUGUAUGUUACAUGUAAGGGUGUUCCUGGAGUUAGAAGCCAUGUUGAAAAGGAAAACUAUUGGGAUUUUUUAUUCAGUAUCAAGAAUUGUUAAUAAACUGAAUCCAUCACAAACCAUGA
This is a messenger RNA of Salvelinus fontinalis (brook trout), 3208 nucleotides long. Its product is annotated as CD82 antigen-like. Gene Ontology annotation, cellular component: membrane. The transcript has 9 exons. NCBI's taxonomy places the organism in Eukaryota, Metazoa, Chordata, Actinopteri, Salmoniformes, Salmonidae. The record is from RefSeq and is a predicted model, not a curated record. The coding region runs from base 141 to 911 and encodes 256 amino acids.